This is a messenger RNA of Entrophospora sp. SA101, 147 nucleotides long. The record is from the annotation of a GenBank genome assembly. Lineage: Eukaryota; Fungi; Glomeromycota; Glomeromycetes; Entrophosporales; Entrophosporaceae.
AUGGGAGCCACAAUCAUUUUGUCAGUCCACAGUUAUUGUGGAUUUUGGACAAGUGUUGCAACAUUUUUCCACAAUUAUUAUUGGAUAAAAUUUUCAACCAAAAAUAUCUUAACAACCAUUGACAGAGAGAUGAAACACAGCAUUUAG